AUGGCCAUGGCGGCGGCCUGCUGUUUGUUGACCCUAACCCUAACCGUGAGCCUCGUUCCCUUGGUCUUUGGAAACUCUGAAGGGGACGCUCUGUACACGCUCAGGCGGAGCUUAUCGGAUCCCGAUAACGUGCUUCAGAGCUGGGAUCCCACCCUUGUCAACCCCUGCACUUGGUUUCACAUCACCUGCAACCAGGACAAUCGCGUUACCCGAGUUGACCUGGGUAAUUCAAACCUCUCUGGACAUUUGGUACCUGAACUAGGAAAGCUCGAGCAUCUUCAAUAUCUGGAGCUUUACAAAAAUAACAUUCAAGGAACUAUUCCAGCUGAGCUUGGUAACUUGAAGAGCCUCAUUAGCUUGGACUUAUAUAACAACAACAUAUCAGGGACCAUUCCUUCUUCAUUGGGGAAAUUGAAAUCACUUGUGUUUUUACGUCUCAAUGAUAACAAGUUAACUGGACCAAUCCCGCGGGAUCUUGUUGGUAUUUCAAGCCUCAAAGUUGUGGAUGUAUCCAACAAUGAUUUAUGUGGAACAAUUCCUACCAGUGGACCAUUUGAGCACAUCCCUUUAAACAACUUUGAGAAUAACCAUCGACUCGAAGGCCCAGAGUUGUUGGGGCUUGCAAGUUAUGACACAAACUGCUCAUGA
Molecule: messenger RNA, 648 nt
Organism: Prunus armeniaca (apricot)
Lineage: Eukaryota; Viridiplantae; Streptophyta; Magnoliopsida; Rosales; Rosaceae
Source: the annotation of a GenBank genome assembly